Molecule: messenger RNA, 3059 nt
Organism: Astyanax mexicanus (Mexican tetra)
Lineage: Eukaryota; Metazoa; Chordata; Actinopteri; Characiformes; Acestrorhamphidae
Gene: dnajb2
Product: DnaJ heat shock protein family (Hsp40) member B2
Exons: 9
Coding region: 352-1545 (397 amino acids)
Molecular function (GO): Hsp70 protein binding
Source: RefSeq, a predicted model, not a curated record
UGUUGUUUGGAGCUCGCGCUCAGCUGAUCGUGACGCAGCGGCGCGGCCGGGAGGAGAAGGGCGGCGGAGCGACAGAUAUAGCCGCACGGAGGAGCCCCCGGUCUGGGUAUGAGGAGCGGCAGCGCGGCGGGACGGGAGAGAGCGUGAGGGACGGGUGCGUGCGUGUGUUUAUGUCGGCGGUAGAGGCCGUUUAAGAGAAUAAGCCACAGCCUCUCGCGGAGGAUCCGCCUCUUCUCUUUCAGCCGCUUCACCCAAAAUAAUCCAGCAGUGUUUACGGAGAGGCGCUGCGCCCGACCGGCCGCUGGACACUUCUAAAAAAGAGGUCGAGAGGCUCAGUGAGGAGGGGAAGACAUGGUGGAUUAUUAUGACGUUCUGGGUGUGUCACGCAGCGCCUCUCAAGAUGACAUCAAAAAAGCCUACAGGAAGCUGGCCUUGCGGUGGCACCCAGACAAGAAUCCAGACAACAAAGAGGAGGCAGAAAGAAAAUUCAAGGAGAUUGCAGAGGCCUAUGAAGUCCUGUCAGACAGAAGCAAAAGAGAAGCCUAUGAUACCUAUGGCAAAAGCGACAUGCCGAGUUCAGGCUCCAGAGGUAGCACUUAUACCGACGACUUCCCAGGAUUCACCUUCACAUUCCGCAGCCCAGACGAGGUGUUUCGAGAGUUCUUUGGAGGCCAAGAUCCAUUUGCCGACUUCUUCGAUGAUUUCCCAUUUGGAGGCAUGCACAGCGCUUUUCACAACCAUGGAUCCUCCAGACUCGGGACCAGCCGGUUCUUCUCCUUCCCCUCAACAGAUGUUGAUUUCACCUCCUUCUCUUCCUCCUCCUCCUCAAUGGGGGGUAUGGGAGGGGGAAAUUUUAAGUCUGUGUCCACUUCCACACGCGUCGUCAACGGGAAACGCACCACCACAAAAAAGAUCAGAGAAAAUGGGCAAGAGAGAACAGAGAUUGAGGAGGAUGGGGUUUUGAAAAGUAUCCUCAUCAAUGGUGUGGAAGAUGAGAUGGCCUUAGCUCUGGAAAUCAGUCGCAGAGAGCAGACCAGCCAGCCUCAGCGGACGCAUCAGCAGCAGCUCCCUCCGAGAGACCCCCAGCCUGAGCUGGCUAACCACACCCCCCGAAAUGCAACUCAGCGCUCCUUCAGCUCGGCCCCCUUCUUCAGUUGCCCCGGAGUCACUGAGGACGAGGAUGAUGAAGACCUGCAGAUGGCCCUGGCCUACAGCCUCUCAGAGAUGGAGGCCCAGCAGCGAGCGGCCGCCUCCGCCCAGGACAUGAUUUCAGGUGCUGGGGGAGGGAGGGACAAGCAAACUCGGGGUGGCCAAGGAGGGAAUUUGGGGGAUUUCACUCAUGAGCCCAGAGCAGAGAGUGAUGGCACAGAUGACUCAGCACAAAGCAGCCCCUCGUCUCCAGAGGAGUUAGGAACAGGGAAGGGUUCAGAAAGCAGUGUCAGCCCGGAAGUGGUUAUUGUAGAGGACAGAGAGGAUGAGGAGCCCAUAAGGAAUGGGGCCACAGUGCAGAAAAGAAGGAGAAAAUGUCGAUGUGUGGUGUUUUAGUGGGAGCUUCUGACGAUCCUGAGCAGUGGAAUGAUUAAAAGCUGGAAUGGAGCACUGCUAAACACUGCUGCAUGAUAUUAUCAAUAUUAACCCUCGGAAUGGCUGUUGUGGUGUUCUUAACCCCGUCUGUUUGUGCAGUGUGCCUAACAGGAGAUCUCUGCCUGUUGUUGCAGAGCUUAUGCCACCGAGUAAAGGGGUGUAAGGGAGUGGGGGUGAUUUAUUUUGUUAUUUUUUGUCAGUGUGGUGUGAAUAACAGGACUGGUGCCAAUAUGAAUGUUUAUGACCUGAAAAUUAGUUCAUCUAACAACUGACAUUUUCAUAUUAGUUUGCAAAAGUAAUAGAUGUUUGUUUGUGCCUGUGAAAUCCAGUCGCAUAAACUGAAACAACUGAACAAAUCACAUGCAGUUAUAAACUGUAUAUUUGUGCUUUACCUAACUUCACCUUUUAGCUGAAAGGUAAUGUACCGUGUUUACUGACCUCCAUGGUGGAUUAUCAAGCUAGUUACCUAUCUAUAGUAAACUAUCUUACUGUAUCAGAUUUACCCAUUAAAUUCAGGGUUUUUCACAACAAAAGAUCCUGAGGCAAUUUAAGCCUUUCAGUCAGUGGGCUACGUCGAUUGUUGUGCUGUAUUGUAUUGUUUGUAUUGUAAUUGGCUGAUAAAUUUUUUCGUGGGUUAAGUGCGCCGCAAUUUUCUAAAUGUUGGGAAUCCCCGUUGUGAGACAUGGAACUUUGUUCUCCACAAGUCCUGAGAAUUUGGAGACAGCAAGCAUUGAUAAUGAGUCAUUUUACCUUUCAGAUUCUAGUGUAAAGUCAGUUAAUGUUAAGCCUAUUUGGAAAGUUACAUGUAGUUUUCCAUUGUAUCUGUAUUCCUGCUCCAGCGCUAUUAGUUUGGAGUUCUUUUCAAAGGCAACUGUUGAAUGUGGUGCUGAGAUUUUUCAGGCGAUGAGGAAUUUCUCAAAAUGAUGCUACUAUGAAUGUUUUCCUACACAACUUUACAAAAUGGUGUUUGAGAACUGCUGCAAAUCAGAAUUUAAAACAAUUAUCUGAAAAUGCUUGUUUGUGGAGUGAUGGCGUACCUCGUUCAGUUUAUGCUGUACAUCAUAAUGAUGCAAUAGAUACUAUAUAUAUACUGUUUUCUUGUAAUGUAAGCUACAAUCAAAGGGAAACUUGGCUCACAGCACUUAACAUAAUUCAAGUGCUACUAAUUUCUAUUUUCAAUAAAUGUUGGAAAAGAAGGAUUUCUUAGAUUUAUAUAAGAAUGAAGCAAGAGCUGAUGUUGCUCAGUGCCUUUUCUGUGUGAGGAUUGAGAUGCAUGUUUGUGGUUGAGAAUGCAAUACAAUAAUGUGCCAAUUCAUGUUAAUGUUGCCAAAGGAACAAGAGAUGUAAUGUUUUCUAUUACUUGCCUGUCUGUUAGAAAUGACCAAACUGGUAUUUACAAAAAGAUAAUUAUUAUUACAGUAAAGUACAAGAGAUUAGAUUAAAUCACUAAUAAAAGCGCAUUGUUUUUUAUAUUA